AUGCCAUGCCUCGCAAGGAAAAUCAUUGUCACGGACCUGUCCAUCCUAUCCAAUUCGGCCAGUCCUUGCAAGGGGCAGAGGGAUAUCUCCUUCAACAAGUCCACCUCAGUCCAUACCACAGCCUUAUUCUGGAAUCAGUUCGAAGGGGGUUACAUCUCGAUCACGAUUGUAGAAAAGGCCUUGGGAUCUCGGGUUCCUCGCGGAGCGUCUGGCAUCUAUCCCACAGCCAAAAUUACCUGGCGCUUGGCUACCUUGGAUCAAGGAGCCAAGACGAGUCACUUAAGAGUCGUAUCCGAACUGGAUCACGAUGUCGUCUUUGGGCGCGGGGCGGGCUGCAGCAGUUGGAAGCAUCUCCCAGUCAAUCAGCAGCAACUUUGCAACACUUCUAACCAGCAACUUUACAACUCUUCUAACCAGCCAUAUGCCUUCCAGCAAGGAUCGCGUGAGGUCGCUUCUGUCGUCGAGCAUCUGGUAAAGCUGGAAGAUCCAGAGCUCGACAAGAAGUUGGCAGACAGUUCCUUUGUCAGAUCCUUUGCAUCGAGUUGUGGUAUCGGGCUCGAGGGAGAACUGUCUGUCAAGGCCUGCGCUAAUCGAAUCCGUCAGCGUAUUAAAGUCCUUAAGCAUGGCCGUCCGCCAGAGAGCGUCAAUCCUCCCCUUCUCGCCAGGACUGGGACUCUCGACGCAAUAUUGCGUUCCGAGACUGAGAGUUCAGUCAGCUCUGGGUUUGACGAGGACGACCUGGCGUACCUGGGGUCCGAGACCUCGAGCGAGAUGACGUGGGAAAGGAACUUUCACCAGCCGCCCUCUUUCCUGUGCGACACCAAUCAGUCCUCCGCCGAGGAUAUUCACAACACCCCAAUGCAAGUUGCUCCAGUCAUACGAGGUUCCUCGCCAGAAGACUCUAUUCGCAGCUGGCAACUCGUUGAAAAUGCGUCUCAGCAAGGGUUGACAGAAGAGGAUGGCCCUUCGCAGACCUACCGAACAGGGACGGAAGAGCAGUUAGAGAUUCCAUCUGAUCAAGGCCAGAUGUCCGACUUUGAAAUGCAUCCCGGCCACAAGGUAUGGGAGUGGGACAAGGACAUACAGCGAUGGAAGCGGCGGGGACGGAGCGGACAGGAAGAAACGGACUGGUUCCCGGAGUCUUUUGCAUAA
Molecule: messenger RNA, 1152 nt
Organism: Fusarium keratoplasticum
Lineage: Eukaryota; Fungi; Ascomycota; Sordariomycetes; Hypocreales; Nectriaceae
Exons: 1
Coding region: 1-1152 (383 amino acids)
Source: RefSeq, a predicted model, not a curated record